This is a messenger RNA of Nycticebus coucang (slow loris), 3608 nucleotides long. RefSeq names its product kinesin family binding protein (gene KIFBP). Gene Ontology annotation, molecular function: protein binding. Bases 105 to 1970 code for a protein of 621 amino acids. The record is from RefSeq and is a predicted model, not a curated record. The transcript is spliced from 7 exons. NCBI's taxonomy places the organism in Eukaryota, Metazoa, Chordata, Mammalia, Primates, Lorisidae.
UUCUGCAGCGGCUGUCGAGAGCCGUAAGUGAAGUGUCGCAAAGCAGAAGGAAGGCGGGAGUCCAGACUGCGCGCAUUGGGAAAACCUAGGUAGUAGAGGCAGCUAUGGCUAACGCUCUGUGGGCAGAAGUCUGUGAGAAAUUCGAGGCGGCGCUGGCGCUCUCACGGGUAGAGUUGCAUAAAAACCCAGAGAAGGAACCGUACAAGUCCAAAUACAGCGCCCGAGCGCUGCUGGAAGAGGUAAAGGCGCUGCUCGGCCCCGCGCCUGAGGAUGAGGAUGAGCGGCCUGAGGCCGACGACGGCUUGGGUGCAGAAGACCACACCCUGGCUCUGCCAGCGGAAGUGGUGGAGGCCGAGGGGCCCAUCGCCCGGCGGGCGGUGAGGCUGGCGGUUAUUGAGUUCAACCUCGGGGUGAACCACAUCGACACUGAGGAGCUGUCAGCGGGGGAGGAGCAUCUGGUGAAAUGCCUGAAGCUGCUGCGCAGGUACCGGCUCUCGCACGACUGCGUCUCCCUCUACAUCCAGGCGCAGAAUAAUCUAGGUAUCUUGUGGUCUGAAAGAGAAGAAAUUGAAACUGCACAAGCUUACUUAGAAUCAUCAGAAGCACUAUAUAAUAGGUAUAUGAAAGAGAUUGGAAGUCCUCCUCUUGAUCCUACAGAGCAUUUUCUUCCUGAAGAAGAAAAACUUACUGAGCAAGAGAGAUCAAAAAGAUUUGAGAAGGUUUACACUCAUAACCUAUAUUAUCUGGCUCAAGUCUACCAGCAUAUGGAAAUGUUUGAAAAGGCUGCCCAUUAUUGCCACAGUACACUAAAACGCCAGCUUGAGCACAGUGCCUACCAUCCUUUAGAGUGGGCUAUUAAUGCUGCCACCUUAUCACAAUUUUACAUCAAUAAGCUAUGCUUUAUGGAGGCCAGGCACUGUUUAUCAGCUGCUAAUGUCAUUUUUGGUCAAACAGGAAAGGUGUCAGCUACAGAAGACACUCCUGAAGCUGAAGGAGAUAUACCAGAACUUUAUCAUCAAAGGAAAGGGGAAAUAGCAAGAUGUUGGAUCAAAUACUGUUUGACUCUUAUGCAGAAUGCCCAACUCGCUAUGCAGGACAACAUAGGAGAGCUUGAUCUUGAUAAACAGUCUGAACUUAGAGCUUUAAGGAAAAAAGAACUAGAUGAGGAAGAAAACAUUAGGAAAAAAGCUGUGCAGUUUGGAACUGGUGAACUGUGUGAUGCCAUCUCUGCAAUAGAAGAGAAAGUGAGCUAUUUGAGACCUUUAGAUUUUGAAGAAGCCAGAGAACUUUUCUUGUUGGGUCAGCAUUAUGUCUUUGAGGCAAAAGAGUUCUUUCAGAUUGAUGGUUAUGUCACUGACCAUAUUGAAGUUGUCCAAGACCACAGUGCUCUAUUUAAGGUGCUUGCAUUCUUUGAAACUGACAUGGAGAGACGGUGCAAGAUGCAUAAACGCAGAAUAGCCAUGCUAGAGCCCCUAAUUGUAGACCUGAAUCCGCAGUAUUACCUGUUGGUCAAUAGACAGAUUCAGUUUGAAAUUGCACACGCAUACUAUGAUAUGAUGGAUUUGAAGGUUGCCAUUGCUGACAAGCUAAGGGAUCCCGAUUCACACAUCAUUAAAAAAAUAAAUAAUCUUAAUAAGUCAGCAUUGAAAUACUACCAGCUUUUCUUAGACUCCCUGAGAGAUCCAAAUAAAGUGUUUCCUGAGCAUAUAGGGGAGGAUGUUCUCCGUCCUGCCAUGUUAGCUAAGUUUCGAGUUGCCCGUCUCUAUGGCAAAAUAAUUACUGCAGAUCCCAAGAAAGAAUUAGAAAAUUUGGCAACCUCAUUGGAACAUUACAAAUUUAUUGUCGAUUACUGUGAAAAGCACCCUGAAGCUGCCCAGGAAAUAGAAGUUGAACUAGAACUUAGUAAAGAGAUGGUUAGUCUUCUCCCAACAAAAAUGGAGAGAUUCAGAACCAAGAUGGCCCUGACUUAAUCUUUGUUUUGAAAGAAUGAAAAUGUACAAUAUGGAAAUGAUUUUUUUUUCUUAGUCAAACAGGUCCUGUUCCACUGUAAUAUUUACCUGUAUAGCUAGAGGAUUGCAGUUUGAGCUUGAGACACAGUCAGAUAAACUGAGUCUUUCCUAGGAUUUUAAUCAACAUAAUGUUAAUAAUUGAUACCUAAUUAUGUAAAUUGCCUUGUAAAUGUGAAACAUGAUUUGUAGUUUGGAUUGCUUGUUUCCUAUUUCAGCUUUUCUUGCCUCAGUUUCUAAAUGUAGAUUCUUUGUUGGCUAGUACUUGAUAGAUUCCUAACAAAGAAAAAUGCUGGGUAAUGUACCUUGUAGACAAGACUGUUACUAUAUUAAAAUUGAAAAAAUAACUUCAUAUAGUUAUUCUUUCUAAAUAUUUGCUUUCCUAAAUUCCUAAAGAAAUCUUUCCCUUUUGAGAAUAGUAAAAACUAAGUUAUUUUGUUGUAUUGUGUUAUAAAUGGGGGGAAAAGGCCUUGCUGGAAGUACAAUAAAUUGACUCGUCUCACUAAUAAAAACUUCCAUUUCCCCUUUUUGUCUUACAAGAAUUGGUUUGUUUUUUGUUUUUUUUUUUUUUUUUGAGACAACCUCAAGCUGUCGCCCUGGGUGGAGUGCUGUGGCAUCACAGCUCACAGCAACUUCCAACUCCUGGGCUCAAGAGAUUCUCCUGCCUUUGCCUCCCAAGUAGUUGGGAUUACAGGCACCCACCACAACGCCAGGCUAUUUAUUGUUGUUGUUGUUGUUGUUGUUGCAGCCAUCAUUGUUUGGUGGGCCCGGGCUGGAUUUGAACCCGCCAGCUCAGGUGUAUGUGUCUGGUGCCUUAGCUGCUUGAGCCACAGGCGCUGAGCCAAGAAUUGGUUUUAUUUUUGAUGUUCCAAAAGUAUUAGGUACUUAAAGUCAGAGAAGAAUAUUUCUUCAAUAAUAUUGCACAGUUAGAAAACGUUAAAAUAAUUCACUUAAUAAAAGUAUUUAUUGAGCUAUGAUUAAAUGCCAGAAAAUCUUAUUGUCUGCAUUUUCUCAUCAGAGAAUCCUGGUAUAUUUAUAAACAUUUAAGCCCUGCUGAAAAAGGAUAUGUACAUCAGGAUUAAAUAUUGUUAAAUGUGUUAGUCAAAAAAAGAAAUGCAGAAUUAAAAUAGAAUCCUUAUCCAGUGUGUAAUCAAUAUAAUCAAGAUCAGUUCUAAAACUUAAUAUCGAGAAUAAAUUGUGUGUUGGCUUGCCUAUUAAUUUGCUUCUGAAAGCUUAGGAACACAACUCUAAGAUUCUGUUUUAUACACACACAGUGCCAAAAACAUAUACAUAUAUACACAUUUUAAGAAAGGAAGAAACUGUAUUAAAAUUGUAAUACUCAAGGACAGGGCACGGUGGCUCACACCUGUAAUCCUAACACUUGGGAGGCCAAGGCAGGUGGAUUGUGUGAGCUUAUAGGUUCAAGAACAGCCUGAGCCAGAGUGAGACCUCGUCUCUAAAAAUAGCCGGGUGUUGUGGUGGGCACAGCUACAGUCCCAGCUACUUGAGAGGCUGAGGCAAGAGAAUCGCUUGAGCUCAGGAGUUUGAGAUUGCUGUGAGGUAUGAUGCCACAGCACUCUACCAAGGGUGACAGUGAGACUG